This is a messenger RNA of Syngnathoides biaculeatus (alligator pipefish), 4206 nucleotides long. It is a transcript of the gene kif4, whose product is annotated as kinesin family member 4. Bases 240 to 3632 code for a protein of 1130 amino acids. Gene Ontology annotation, biological process: mitotic spindle organization; microtubule-based movement. The transcript is spliced from 30 exons. Lineage: Eukaryota; Metazoa; Chordata; Actinopteri; Syngnathiformes; Syngnathidae. Gene Ontology annotation, molecular function: microtubule binding; microtubule motor activity; ATP binding. The record is from RefSeq and is a predicted model, not a curated record.
AGACUGACGAAGAAGAAGAAAAAAAGGUGGAGCAUAAUUUUUGAAAUUCGCGUCGAGGGAAAGCUGCCGUUGAAGGGCUUCAUGAUAGCAUUGGCGACCAUUAAGAUUUAUUUAGCUUUUUGCUUCGUGACGGUUAAUUUGGUUGGUUGGUUGUAAUCAUUAGUCGCCUCUGUUGGCUUAUUUUCCGUGAAAGAAACGACGCUAGAGGAAAGACGGAGAGAUUACCUCCAAUCUGCGUCAUGACCAGCAAGGAUCCAAAGAUGAUACCGGUGCGGGUCGCCUUGCGUUGUCGUCCUUUAGUGCCAAAGGAAAUCAGUGAGGGAUGUCAGUGCUGCCUCACAUUUGUGCCAGGAGAACCACAGGUGGUGGUCGGCACAGAGAAGGCGUUCACCUACGAUUACGUAUUUGAUCCCACUGUAGAGCAGGAAGAGGUCUUCACUACUGCUGUGUCUCCGUUAUUAUGUGGCCUAUUAAAAGGCUACCAUGCCACAGUGCUGGCCUACGGACAGACCGGGUCCGGGAAGACCUACUCCAUGGGGGGAGCGUUCACAUCGGGUCAAGAGAAUGAGCAGUCCGUUGGCGUCAUUCCACGCGUCAUCGAGAGGUUGUUUGACGAAAAGGAAAAGACGGACUGUGAAUUCAGCAUGCGAGUGUCAUACCUGGAGAUCUACAAUGAGGAUCUUUUGGAUUUGUUGUGCACAGCGAAGGAGAAACCUGCCAUUAACAUUAGGGAAGACCCCAAAGAAGGUAUCAAGAUCGCGGGGUUGACCGAGAAGCAGGUGGACUCCGUUCAGGAGAUGGUGGCCUGCCUGGAGCUCGGCAACUCCGCUCGCAGCGUGGGCUCCACGGCGAUGAACGCCGCCUCGUCGCGCUCGCACGCCAUCUUCACCAUCACGCUGGAGCAGAGCAAAGGGAAAGACAAAAUCGACUCUGUUUCCAAACUGUGUCUUGUGGACCUGGCCGGUUCGGAAAGGCAGAAGAAAACCAAAGCGGAGGGGGAUCGUUUCAAGGAAGGCAUAAGCAUCAAUCGAGGCCUUUUGUCUUUGGGCAACGUGAUCAGCGCCCUCGGGGAUGAAAGCAAGAAAAGCGCCUUUGUGCCUUACAGAGACUCCAAACUCACGCGCCUUUUACAAGAUUCCCUCGGCGGCAACAGUCACACGCUGAUGAUCGCGUGCGUCAGUCCCGCAGACUCAAACAUGGAGGAGACCAUCAACACGCUGCGAUACGCCGACCGAGCUCGGAAGAUUAAAAACAAGCCCGUUGUGAACGUUCACCCCAUGGCGGGAGAGUUGAGCAGUUUGAAGCGACAGGUUCAGGAACUGCAGGUGAUGCUGCUCCAUGCCCGUGGAGGAGUCGCGCCGGUUGUGUCGGGGCCGGUGUCUGACAAGGAGCUGAAAAAGCUGCUCGACGAGAACAAGAAAUUGAGCAAGGAGCUGAGUGAGACCGCGGGACAAACCGCCCUCAUGUUUGAGAAAAUCAUUACGGCUGAACAAACAAUUGAGAAACUGCAGUGUCUCGCAGCUUGCACAGGCAAUCUUGAGAAGGAUUUCGAGACACUUGAGGCUCAUGAGUUGAGGGAAAUCGUUGAGGUGGUGAAGAACAUCCAAGGCGUCUUCCUGGAGCUCAAGCGGGAGAACGCGGGCAUCGCCUUGGCCGCAGGAGAGGACGAGCCGGCCGAACUGGGCGACGCCACUAUGAGCUCGGCGGAUGAUUCCGCAUCGGACACCAACGCAGUUGCCGGCAAGAACCCACUAGAUGACUUUACGGCGCAUCACGCGCUGCAGCAGGCCCAGCUGUCCAAAGAGCUGAUUGACCUGAACAAAGUGUUGAGUUGGAAGGAGGCCUUGGUCAAGAAGAUGUGCCAGAACGACAGUCAGCUGGACUCGGUGCAGUCGGAGCAACAGAAGAAUAUGCAGGACCUGCAGACGGCAGUCAACUCUCUGCAAAAGGAGAAAGGGGAGCUAUUAUUGGCGCUCACAUCCGCAAAGAAGGAGACCAACCAGGCCAAGGUGAGUGAGCAGCGCAGGAAGCGUCUGCAGGAGCUGGAGAAGGAGCUGCUCGUCUUGAAGAAGAGGCUUCUGGAACAGUCCAAAAUGCUCAAAGUCAAAGAGUCUUCGGUUCAGAAAGUAAACAAGCUGAUGCAGGAAAUACAGGCAAUGAAGUCCCAGCGUAUUCAGCUGAUGAGGCAGAUAAGGGACGACUCUGAGAAAUUUCGAAUCUGGAAGAGCAAGAAGGACAGAGAGGUGCUUCAACUGAAAGAGAAGGAUCGCAAGCGUCAGUACGAGAUCCUUAAACUGGAGAGGGAUUUCCAGAACCAAGCUAACGUCUUGCGUCGGAAAACAGAGGAGGCCGCGGCGGCGAACAAGCGCCUGAAAGUUGCUCUGCAGAAGAGAAAUGAAGUUGUGGAGAAACGCAAAGAGAGUCAAAACCGAGGGACAGAAGGAGCCGCUGCCAAAAUCAAGAAUUGUCUUCUCAGCGAGGUGGAGCUCAGCGUUAGCGCCGAGGAGGCCCGCCGUCACCUGGACGACCUUCUGGAGGAAAGGAAGGCCUUGGCUCAGGAGAUAAUUCACAUCCAGCAGCAGAUGGACGCCGGGGAGCGUCCCGCCCCCAAGAUCCGGCGUCGGACGCUGCUCGUGUCUGAGUUGGAGAUGCAGGGGGCGCUGGAGACGCCUCUGAGCAAGCAGGUGGACAACCUGAAGACGGAAAUGGAGCUCAGGAAUGCCCAGAUUGCCGACCUCCAGCAGAAGGUCCUCGCCGCGGAGAACGAGGGACGCCUGAAGCAGCGAAUGGACGCCAUCACCGGCAUUGUCGAUCUCAAGUGUGCGGUCAGAUUCCUGGUGGCCGAGCUGGUGUCAUCAAAAACUGCUGCAGCCAAGUUUGAGAGUGAAUUUCAACAAGAGAAAGAAAGAAGACAAGACUUGUACAAAAUGUUAGCUGAUGAGCGAAUCGUCAUGUCCACCAUGGACAUGGAGCACCAGCAGCAGCUUGUGGAAUUAGAGGAGAGGCAUCAAGAGAAAGUCCAUUACCUCCUGGAACAGCUCCAGAGCAAACCUGUUUGUGGCCGCUCGGACGAAGAGGAGAAGGAGGAACUCCUGCCGCGUCUGAAAGUUCAGGAGGAGGAGGAGGAGGAGGAGGAGGAGCUCCAGAAGCUGCGUGUUCUGUGCGAGCAGAAUCAAAACCGGGCAGAGCAGCCCAAAUGGGACGACGACGUAGAUGACGACGAGUGGUGUCCCGAGAAAGUGGAAAAGGGACGACGGGCCUCCAGGAAAUCGCCGGCGACGGGGUGUUCCUGCAAAGGCUGCUGUAUCAACAAUUAUUGCCGGUGCCGUAAAGGGAAGAUGACCUGUAGUGAGAAGUGCCAGUGUGACCGUGAGAAAUGUCGAAAUACGGAGAACCCGCUCGUCGCUGAGGAUGACGGCCGGAGCGAAAACGUCAGCCCGGACGACUUCUCGUAUUUCUCGCCGCCGUUUUGCGCCCCGACAAAGGACGUGAUGGAACUGAAGUUAGUCCGUAAGCCCGUUUCACACGAAGUGGAGCAAGAGAAGAAAUUGCUCAAGAAGAAGAAACGCUACCUGAGCAGUGUGCAGAACAGUUUUUUCUCUGGCUGCACGCCGGUCAUUGAGGACCCGUGACUCAACAAACUUUCCUUUCUACUUGACUGCAUAAGUUCCACUGCAGGUCUCCCUCCGUCUUUGAGCGACUCUGUUUUUUGGGCUCACUUUCAUUUGAAUAGUUGGUUAUUUAUUGCAAAGUCUGUUCGUUGAUAACUCUGUCAUUUCUUUUCAACUCGUGCACCUUUUAAAAUCUCCGCUUUCAUUGGUUGAAAAAUGAAAUGUCUGUUUGCAAAAUGUUUAUUAACCGUGAAAAGUUAGCGCAUUUGUAUUUGUGUUCGUUAGUGCUGCAAAUCACACCCUUGGACCAUCAAAAAUGUUUCAUUAAGCCAGUGCGUCUCAAUUAUUUUCUGUUCCGCCCCCGAGGAAGGAGAAAUCCACCGGGUGACUUCCAAUAUUAUCAUUUGUCUAUGAAGUUAUGGACAGCUCUCCAAAACAUGGUAUCCUUAACAACAACAAAAAAAAUUGAAAUAUUGUUCAACUUCCAGCAAUGAAUAACUUUAUUAGCAUUGGGUUUGUUUUUUUUUUUUUAGUCUGUAACAAAAGGUUUUAUGUGCAUCAAUUUGCCUGUAAUAAACCAUUGAAAUGAACCAUU